This is a messenger RNA of Mytilinidion resinicola, 2590 nucleotides long. Its product is annotated as bifunctional catalase/peroxidase. Bases 80 to 2329 code for a protein of 749 amino acids. The transcript has a single exon. Gene Ontology annotation, cellular component: cytosol. Gene Ontology annotation, biological process: cellular response to hydrogen peroxide; hydrogen peroxide catabolic process. Gene Ontology annotation, molecular function: heme binding; catalase activity. NCBI's taxonomy places the organism in Eukaryota, Fungi, Ascomycota, Dothideomycetes, Mytilinidiales, Mytilinidiaceae. The record is from RefSeq and is a predicted model, not a curated record.
UCUUCACUGACUGACUGAACGACUCUCCUCUUUCUCUUCAAUACAACAUCUUCAGCCAAACUCAACUCGAACCGACAGCAUGGGCGAAUGUCCGAUCAAGGAAGUCAACACCGGCGGCGGUGGCACCAGGAACAGCGACUGGUGGCCCAACCAGCUGAAGCUCAACAUCCUCCGCCAGCACACGGCCGUCACCAACCCGCUGGCCAAGGACUUUGACUAUGCGGCUGCCUUCAAGAGCCUGGACUACAAUGGGUUGAAGAAGGACCUCGAGGCGCUGAUGACCGACUCGCAGGAGUGGUGGCCCGCCGACUUUGGCCACUAUGGCGGUCUCUUCAUCCGCAUGGCCUGGCACAGUGCGGGCACAUACCGUGUCUUUGAUGGACGCGGUGGUGGUGGAGACGGCCAGCAACGCUUCGCCCCGCUCAACAGCUGGCCCGACAACGUCAGCCUCGACAAGGCCCGCCGCCUGCUGUGGCCCAUCAAACAGAAGUACGGCAACAAGAUCUCCUGGGCCGAUCUGUACCUCCUCACCGGCAACGUGGCUCUCGAGUCCAUGGGCUUCAAGACCUUUGGCUUUGCCGGAGGACGUCCCGACACCUGGGAGGCCGACGAGUCUGUGUAUUGGGGUGGCGAGACGACUUGGCUGGGCAAUGACGUCCGUUACUCUGGUGGCAAGGAGGGCGUGUCUGGGCAUGGAGUGGUUGACGGUGACGAAUCUCAAAAGAACCACAGCAAUAUCCACACGCGCGAUCUGCAAGAGCCAUUGGCAGCGGCACAUAUGGGUUUGAUCUACGUCAACCCGGAAGGCCCUGAUGGCAUUCCAGAUGCCGCUGCUUCAGCUCGAGACAUCCGCACUACGUUUGGUCGCAUGGCCAUGAACGAUGAGGAGACUGUUGCGUUGAUUGCCGGCGGUCACUCCUUUGGCAAGACGCAUGGUGCAGCUCCCGCUGGCGAUUACGUGGGCAAAGAACCAGCAGCGGCUGGCCUCGAGGCUCAGGGAUUCGGUUGGGAGAACAAGUACAAAUCCGGAAAGGGUCCCGACACCAUCACCAGUGGUCUGGAAGUCAUCUGGACCGCCACCCCUACCAAGUGGAGCAACAAAUACCUCGAGUAUCUCUUCAAGUACGAGUGGGAGCUGACUAAGAGCCCGGGUGGUGCGAACCAAUGGGUUGCGAAGACUACUGACGAGAUCAUCCCCGAUGCCUAUGACGCCAACAAGAAGCACAAGCCGACAAUGUUGACAACUGAUCUCGCACUCAGGGUUGAUCCUGCGUACGAAAAGAUUUCGCGCCGUUUCUUCGAGCAUCCGGAUGAGUUUGCCGAUACGUUCGCCCGUGCCUGGUUCAAGUUGCUGCAUCGCGAUCUUGGUCCACGGAGCCGCUGGCUCGGUCCAGAAAUACCGUCCGAGGAGCUGCUUUGGGAAGACCCGAUCCCAGCUGUCAACCAUGCUCUGGUUGAUGCCAAGGAUAUUGCUGCCUUGAAGAAGGAGAUCCUGGCUUCCGGCGUGGAACCUACCGAAUUCAUCACUACUGCAUGGGCGUCAGCUUCAACUUUCCGCGGUGGAGACAAACGUGGCGGUGCCAAUGGUGCCCGCAUCCGCCUUGCUCCUCAGAAAGACUGGAAGGUGAACAACCCCAAGCAGCUCAGCAAGGUGCUGGACGUGCUGGAGGGCAUUCAGAAGAAAUUCAACGGUGGCUCUAAGAAGGUAUCGCUAGCCGACUUGAUCGUGCUGGCAGGUGUCGCGGCCGUUGAGAAGGCUGCAGGUGUUUCCGUUCCUUUCACCCCCGGCCGUACGGACGCUUCGCAGGAGCAAACCGAUGUUGAGUCUUUCAAGCAUCUGGAGCCGUUUGCCGAUGGGUUCCGCAACUAUGGUCAAUCCACAGCAAAGGUAACCACCGAGCAAUUCCUCGUCGACAAGGCGCAUCAACUCCGGCUCACUGCCCCUGAACUGACGGUGCUCGUUGGUGGCCUGCGCGCGUUGAAUGCCAACUACGACGGAUCUGCUAAUGGUGUCUUCACGAAGCGUCCUGGCCAGCUCACCAAUGACUUCUUCGUCAACCUACUAGACACGAACACGGCUUGGAAGGCCAAGAGCAAGGAACUCUUCGAGGGUGUCGACCGCAAGACUGGCGAGAAGAAGUGGGUUGGUACCCGGGCCGAUCUAGUGUUUGGCUCGCAUGCCGAGUUGCGCGCCCUGUCUGAGGUGUAUGGCUCCUCAGAUGCACAAGAGAAGUUCGUGAAGGACUUCGUUGCCGCUUGGGACAAGGUGAUGAACCUGGACCGAUAUGAUCUGGUUGCCACGGGCAAUAGCGACAAGCCGAGGCUCUGAACCUCACGGUAUGGGUCUUUUGAAGGCUCUGUAGCCUCGACUCUAUUGUAGUUUCCUGCUGCUUUUACGUCAGCGAUCUUCCAUGAAUACUAGCUUCAAGUUCGCCUCUGCUCCCAACGAAGAGCAUGAACCAAUAUACAUACACAUCGAUACUCUUUUCGCCGAACCUUAACAUGCUCAACUUUGUAUAAUAACAUUAUUUCCUUACGAGGAGAACUUGGUGAGAUCGUUGAAGAUAUGCUCUCAGAAUGAGACUUGCUC